This is a messenger RNA of Carlito syrichta (Philippine tarsier), 3436 nucleotides long. It is a transcript of the gene ARGLU1, whose product is annotated as arginine and glutamate rich 1. The transcript is spliced from 5 exons. Gene Ontology annotation, molecular function: cadherin binding. Lineage: Eukaryota; Metazoa; Chordata; Mammalia; Primates; Tarsiidae. Bases 1 to 1092 code for a protein of 363 amino acids. The record is from RefSeq and is a predicted model, not a curated record. Gene Ontology annotation, cellular component: mitochondrion; nucleoplasm.
AUGCAAGAGCGAGACUCUGCAACUAGCCCGUCUCAGGCUUCCGCCGGGGCUGGCGGAAAAAGCCGAGCGCGCUCGGAAGCGCUCGCCCGCCUUCGGCUCCCCUCGCCGCCUACCGCCAGGGGGCGGGGCCGGCGCUUCGGCACGUUCGGCGCAGGGCAUCGUGGGAAGGGCGGCCGGUGCAGCCGCGGCUGCCAUCUUAGGGACUCCCCGCGCUGCGGCCUUCUCGUUGGGGCGGCCUCGGUGGCGGCUGUCGGGCGUCGCGGCGGCCUUCGCUGCCUCCAGCUUGCCCGCCGUGGGCAUGUGAAAGGGAGAAAUGCACGAACCGGAAGUGUUCGGGGGAUGCGUCUUGACCCUGGAAUUCACCUGGGUCGCCCGCCCCCGUCCGCGCCCGAGCCCGCCCCUUUUCUGCUUUUGCCGGGUCCGCCUCUCGCGGACAUGUGCGUUUUUGUUAACUUGUCUCCCCCGUGCAGUGUACUUGUUUCCAAGACAUUUGAAAGGGUCGGCACUGCGCACGUGUAUGCUUUUUACUUCGUGGGACAUCAGAGUUCCGGGAAGAGAGUUGCUUGCUCGAGGUCCCGAUGGGGUAGACUCGUGCGUGAGAAAGAGCCCCCUCUCGGCCGACAACAGGAAAUAGAAGAAAAACUCAUCGAGGAAGAAACAGCACGAAGAGUGGAAGAAUUGGUGGCAAAAAGGGUAGAGGAAGAAUUGGAGAAAAGGAAGGAUGAAAUUGAGCGAGAAGUUCUCCGAAGGGUGGAGGAAGCCAAGCGCAUCAUGGAAAAGCAGUUGCUCGAAGAACUCGAGCGACAGAGACAAGCUGAGCUUGCAGCACAAAAAGCCAGAGAGGAGGAAGAACGCGCAAAACGUGAGGAGCUAGAGCGAAUACUGGAAGAGAAUAACCGAAAAAUUGCAGAAGCACAAGCCAAACUGGCUGAAGAACAGUUAAGAAUUGUUGAAGAACAAAGAAAGAUUCAUGAGGAAAGGAUGAAACUAGAACAAGAGCGACAGCGUCAACAAAAAGAAGAGCAAAAAAUUAUCCUGGGCAAGGGGAAGUCCAGACCAAAACUGUCCUUCUCAUUAAAAACCCAGGAUUAAAUUGCAAACUCUGAACUUUUUACAAAGAAAAAUGGAAAAACUUUGUAUGGUAGCUUCAUGUUGAAGUGGUUUUUUUGUUUUUGUUUUGUUUUUUUUUAAUUUGUAAAUUCUGGAAAGUUAGCUUGUUCUAAUAGGGGCUAUGCUCUGCAAUUCCUUCUUUUUUUCCCUUUAACUUCCAUUAAGUCAAAUCCUUAUCAGAUCAUUGCUGUCUUCUAAAAAGUGAUAUAUUUUUCAUCUGUUUGGAUUCUGUAUGGUGGUCUGAAGAAGGACAGAUCACUUUGUAAACUGAGUGGUCUGAUAAGGUUUUUACUGACCCGCUGACUUCAGAGUUAUACUCUGUUUACUACAUCAUAAUGCUGGUUUUGCUGACUUUUUGUUUUUUUAUAUAUUUAUAAAAAAAGAAAAAGUUGGUAAUUGCAUUGGAAAUUUCCCAGAGUAUUACUGGACCCAUGUGGUGUAUUGUUAAACCAGUGUCCUUAUGAUACUGUUGCUCUUGAUGUUCCUGAUACAGGUAAGGAAACCAUUGCUCAACUCUGAUGCAAAAUAUAUAUACAGUUCAGUAUUGUCUCUGUUCAAUUUGUUUUUAUUUCAUUGACAAAAUCAAACCAGCAUUCCCCAUUGUGUAAAUAAAUGAUUUUGCUGAAUAAAGUAAAGUCUUAAAUUCAUAUGUUUAAGCAAUUUUUUUUGAAGUUAUGUUAAGUCUUAAAGAGGGUGGUUUACUUUUUGAUGGUCAACAAUUUAGAAAUCUUAGAACUAUGCUAUAUUUCCUCUCGUUUAUACUUUUAACAUAGCGUUUAUAUGUACAUUAAAUAUACUUGUGAAUUAGUAUUUAAUUGCUAUUUUUACAGAUAUCAACUUUAUGCUAAUAGAGCAACUGUGACAUCAGUAUUACCUUUAAGAAAGACUAACAACACCCAAAAGGAGAUGUACCGUCUCAACCUGUGCCUCUGUUUUAGGAUAUAAAUAUUAUCACAAGUUAUACUUAAUAAAGACUAGAAAAUUGCUUUUAAAAAUUUAUGGAAUCUUAGAUCAUUUUUAAAGUGGGCCAUCAGAAAGAACUUAGCUUUUUACUUUCAGAAAAGGCUAAGAUGGUCAAAUCAUCUUCCGUGUAGUGUACUUGCACGUUUACUUUUGGGACAAAUCCCUUUAAACUCUUCAUGAGGUUUUGGGGUUUUUUUGCAUGUGGAACCUUGUGGAUGACUCUUUCAUUUUAUACACUAGAAUCUGCCUCAUUUACCCUGACAUAUGUUUAAGUCUACUGGUAUUAAAACAUUUAUUCAAGAAAAGGAUGUGGAUAUAAAAUUGCUACCUGCCAUGCAUAAACACGUCAUCAAGUAGAGAAAAUGUUGCCCAAUGUUUUCGAGACAGUUUGGUCAUUCCUUAAAAUUGAAAACAUAAGUUAAUGAGAUGACUAAUUGGUAGAUUAUUUUGUGUGUGCAUGCUAAGAGAAAUGCUAUUGCUUUAGUUUUGAGCUCUUCAGUGAGUCUAAUUGUGGUAAGGAGCAAUAAAAUCCGUUUAAAUAUCUUUAAAGGUAGAAAUUUAAAUAGGCAUGAGCUGUAGUGAGAACUAUUAGUAAACAUAAUACCUAUUACUCUAAAAUCAAGCAUUAAUUUUAUUUUCCUAAAGAUUAUAGCUUGCCUACAAAUCUUUUCUCUCUAAAUAUAGUUUAGCUGUAAUUAUUUCAUGCUUCUUACACUUUUUUUAAUGUAACUUUUUUGGGUGCAGAUUUAUCAUUCCUAAAUUCUGUAUUUAAGUUUUUGGAAAUGUUUAUUUAAAAAUUGCUUUGCUAUCCAAGUGUUCUAAACAUUGUAUCUAAAGAGAGUAGCCUGGACUAAACUAUCUGAAAUCAGCUUAUGCGUGCCUUUUAAUUUUUUUAACGUAUCUUACUGCCACAUAUGGUAUGAAAUCACAGUAAGUUGCCUAAUGACAUAUUACAGUAUCUGCUUGCUGUUGGAGCCUCCAAUGAGAUAUUGAAAUUGUUCCUGUGCUUGGUCACUGACUACUGUUCUCUGCCAAGCUAUGGGAAAGAGGAUGUAAUUGUUAACAGUGUACACCCAGUCUUUUCUGUGCCGCAACAAUGUAGUAAUUUGUUUUCUUCAUUUGUUUCUACUGCCUUUGUGUACAUAUUAUAAAGGUUAAAUUUUUCUCCCAAUCUCUUAGCAGUUAAGAUGUUCCCUAAUUUAUUAAAUACGCCUUUAUCCAUGAUUUGUUUUUUUAGGUUAUUCUUAAUGCAUUAUAGAAUUAACUAAUGACUGUUUAUUUUUAUUACAGUAUUUAUGUAGUUAUUGCCAUUUAUAUUGUGGUUUGCAGAAUAAUCAAUUGUAUAAAUGAAACCUUUAAAUUA